Lutra lutra (Eurasian river otter) is the source of this 6649-nucleotide messenger RNA. RefSeq lists its product as uncharacterized. The transcript is spliced from 9 exons. The record is from RefSeq and is a predicted model, not a curated record. The coding region runs from base 4555 to 5676 and encodes 373 amino acids. NCBI's taxonomy places the organism in Eukaryota, Metazoa, Chordata, Mammalia, Carnivora, Mustelidae.
CGCCGGAGCCGCCCCGUCCCGCCCCUCAGCGGCCGGCGGGGCCGGCGCGCCGGAAAACCCGGGCCGGAUUCCCGCUCGCUUUUGUUCCCGCAGAUUUGCGCCGAGCAUUGUUUGAGGCGAAAGCCGGGCGUCCCGCCUUCCCGGUCGACUCCGGGGCGUCACCGUCGGGAGCCGGCGAGGGUCCCCGCGCAGCUGCUGGAGCGGGGCCCCGGCGCCCCGUCCGCGAGGCUGUGUGACCUUGGCCGAGUCGCUUGGCCUCUCUGAGCCCCUGGCGCCUCCGCGGAAGCUCAGGGUCGUCCUUCCCGCCCCGGGGGCUCGCGAGAAGGUCGUGAGCGGAGAGAGGGCCGGCGCCCGCCCGUGCGAGCCGCGCCCCCGGGGAGCCAUUGUUAGCCUCAGGUCCUCGAGCGGGGGGAGUCGGGGCGGCGCAGGUGCGCCCGCGGCCGGUGCGGGGCUUCGGGCUGCGGGCUGCUCCCGGGCCCCUCCCGCGGCGGCCGUGCGUGCGGAGACCGCUGCCCCGUGCAGCCCCCGCAACCCCCCCCCCUCAGGUCCCGCGUGCGGGUGUCGGUGACCCGCGCGCGGGCUCACUGGUUCACAGCCGUGUGAGCCGGGGGCGAGGGGCGCGCCCUGCCCUGCCCUCCCCGCCCUGCGGAGCUCACACCCGGGUUCUCGGCAGCGCGCGGGACGAAGGACCAGAUCCGUGCGCGGAUUUCUUCGGGACAUGGUCCAGGACGCUGGGCACUUCCGGACAGGACCUUCUCCAGCCUUGGGACUUCAAGGUUGGACAGAUUUUGCAGAGCCACGCUAGGGAGAAGAAAAUGUGCUUCCCAAUCCCUGACCCCUCUCCACUCCUUGGGCUGAUUUCCCAGAGCCACUCUGGGGCUCUUAGCCAGUGACAGGAGGAGUAGGCAUCCGGGUGACAGCCCCAGACAUCCCAGGUCCCUCGGAGCGGAAGGAUCUCGGGGGCCCCCCAGCACUGAGGAUUCCUCCAAUCCAGCCCAGCCAGGCUGUGAAGCCCCCAGGUCAUCAAGCUGACCCAGACGCGUUCCAGUCCCAGCUCUGGCCAGCUGUGUGACCUUGGCCACUCUCUCAGGCCUCCAUCAGUAGAAGGAAGCCAGGACCCCACUCCCAGCUAGCAGUGGGUGUCAGAGGUGCUAACAGGGGCUCUGGACAGCUGGGACAACUGAGCCACACGUACCAGAAGGCCUCCUCCUGCCUUCUUGCCACUUUUGGCUGUGCUAUUUGCUAUGGAAUGCCUGUACUGGCCGGAAUGGUGAGGUCCUCAAAAGGGUCAUGUCCACCCAGAACCUCAGGAUGGGCCUUUUUUUUUGCAAAUAGUGUCUUUGCAGAUACACUAUAGGUAAGAAUCAAAUUGACAGUGUCCCUUGUAGCAGGGAAGAACAAGUAGAGACUCGGGACGGGGGACGCCACUGAAGACAGAGGCAGAGGGAGGAAGGACCCUCCCCUCGAGCCCGUGGAGGGAGCACAGGCCUGCGGCCUCUUGCCUUUGGAUGUCCGACUGCGGAAGAACACUUUCGUCGUGCGAAACCCCCAGCCCGCGGUCGUUUGCUACGGCUGCCCCCGGCCGCCCCCUGGACGCUUCUGCAGCGCGAUUCCCCUCGGCUUCGCUCCGGCGCCGUGUAAUUCAGCCCCACGGAUGGUGAAUCGCGACCCUGCAGGACCAGACCCCGCUAAGGCCGUGGGCCCCUCCAAGAGGAAUGAGGCCCAGCUCCUCCGCUUUAAGGCCCAGACGGCCUGCACUCCCAUCCCCGGCGCAGAUAGCCCGCGCGCUGCAGGAGCUUUCUCUUGGCCUCCUGUCCUCUUCCCAGGAAGCAGCCGGGAGCCUCCCGGAGGCAAGAGCAGACACUGACCUGCCUGCCCCUCCCAACAUUGUCCCUCCGCGCUGGCCAUGAGGCCGUGGGUCUCUUAGCCCUCUGCUGCCCUCCUUCCCACCUUGGGCUCCUUCCCGAAAACAGCCUCCAGCUCCGAGCUGUUGGUAGCUGGUCUCUCUCCUCUCUGCAGAAGGUGAUCCCUGGCUUCAAGUGGGAUUUGAACAUUUUUCCGCCGCCUUCAAAGUGGGGGGACUGAGGAUCCAUGGGAGGGGGCUAGGGGGCUGGCGUGGGGUAAGUCAGACAGCAAGGCAUUCCUCCACACCAUCAGAGGCAUUCUAGGUAAAAGGGAAGCAGGCCACGAGUUGAGACCAGGAGAGAGUCCCAGUAAGACGCUGAGUGGAAGAGCAACUUCACGCCCAGGAGUGAACUUACCCUCCACGUGCCUAACUCCAGCCGGGGCUCCCAGUGCCAUGGGCCCUGCCCUCGGGAGCUCACGGUCUAGGUAUAGAGCAGAACAGUAUGUCUGUCUAUGUUUUCCAUAGAACUGGAAUGGAAUAUACGUUAAUACUAUUUUAGAGAAAGAGAGACAAGGAGAGACUGGGAGUUCACCCCAAAUGCCCCCAAAGAAACGAUUUUUGCAAUGAAGAUGUGAUGUGCCUGGAACGACUUCCUGUGGCUGGAAGGGUGAUACUGGUGACAUUGCUGCAGUGGCAGGACCAGGACUGAGGCCAGAGCUCGGCCACCGGGACUCCAGGUCCAGUGCCCGCGCCCCACCCCGCCCCUGUCACCCCACUUCUCCCUUCUCGUUCACAAGCCAACCCUAGAGCAGGAGCCUCGAGACCAUUUGUGAUAGGAAAAUGAAAACAGAGGGUUAGGGUUGAGACUUGCUUUAAGACAAGAGCUCCUGAACAGUCAGGGACCACAUGCACACCCAAGCUCGGUGCCGGGGUCCUGAGGGUUCAUUGAGGGGUGUGCGUGGCCUCCAGUUGGAGACACCUACUGAGUUUCAUUUUUCCUUUGUCCGAGACCCCGCCUUUCUGAGACAGGAGACAAAGGGGCCCGAAACCCCUUACAUGCAGGCCUUGAGAAACUCCGCCCAGUCACCCUGGUUCCGGGGCCGAGCCGUUGGUGUGUGUGGGAACCAUGCCCUGACCUGUCAGUUGCCCAGACUGUCCGACCCAGAGGAAAGCCCGAAGGUCCGCUGGUGUUUCUGAGAAGCACAAGCAGGGCUAACGUGCAGGAACUGGAUUUCUUCCCAGCACCAUCCCAGGCAAGGCUUUAUCGCCCGCUCAAGAUGCAGGACACACCCGGACUCAAGUCCAGGUGAAAAAACACUUCCAAAGGCAGAUAACAUAUUGUCUGGGUGCUCGCACCAGAAGGCAGUGCACCUGUUGUGAUUAAAACCGUGAUUGCUUGAAAAUACAUCCAUGAACUCCUCUUUCACACCAUUGUCUCCACAGUCCGUGUUUUUAGGACCCAGAGCAAUCUUGCUAAAGUCCUUUAACGUAACAAAUUCCAUCUUCGGGUAACGUCCCAGAAAAUUGCAUUCUGCCCCGCACCCCCAGAAGAACCAAGCAGCAAAAGGCUUUUGCUCGAGGUGCCCCUGCUUGGGGGCCAGGAGCUCCUACCAUUGUUGACUCAGAGAUGGUGGGCGUGAGCCACUCGGCUCGUAGCAGGUGCUCAGUAAGCACUGGCAGGUGGUGUUCGGGUCCUCAGGUGGAAUACUUCUCUACCUCACGCCACCCCCAUGCCGUGAAGCUGCCUGCCCCCGGGCUGCUCCCCCAAGAGCAGUUUCCACGUCACAAAGAUUUGGGGAUUCAUGUGUCCAAGAAAACCCUCAAGGCGGGAGGAGGAGAGAUGAGGCCCUGCAAUCAGCGGCGUCUGGUGGACAGUGGGUGCGAGGAAGGAGAAGGGGCCGUCUGAAACCCCCGACUGAGGCAAGGCUGACCCGUGGCCACGGGAGCAGGGGGUGGGGGGUGGGGUCUGGAUCUUGGAAGAAGACGUCUUUGUGCCUCUGAAGGGGGCAGGUGUGGUCCUUUAUAGUCCCUCCAAGAGACAGCAGGCUGACACAGUCUCUGUUAGGGGUCGUGGUCCCCCAAAAAAGAUGUUUUAGAGUCCUUAUCCCUGGUUCCUAUGAAUGUGACUUUAUCUGGAAGUAGUGUCCUUUGCAGGUGUGAUUGGGCUGAGAUGAGGUCACGAGGGUGAGUCCUAAUCCACAGACUGGUGCCCUUCCAGAAGAGGAGACAAGGUCAAGGUCAUGUGAAGACAGAGGCGGGAGCCCCGAGAGCUGGAAGGACCUCCCGUAGAGCCUCCAGAGGGAGACAGACCCUGCACCACCUUGACUCUGGGCUCGUGCUCCGGAGCUGAGAGAGAACAGCUUUCUGCUGUUUCAAGCAGCCCCCACCGCACAAUUCUCCUGUGUGUGCUUAGCCAAUCCCAUGGGCUUGCCCACGGAAGCCUUUCCCAAGCCCAUCUUCCCUCUGACGGAUCAGACGGGUUAAGGCAGGGAGCCUCUGCGGAGGUCAGAGGGAGCGGAUUCUCGUCUUGGCUCUCACCCCCAGCUUGCAGUGCGCCUCCUCUCCUGUGUUCCUCCUCCCUUUGCAAAAUGGAGGUAGAAGUAUCUGCUUCGAAAGGCGGCUGGGGAAUGAGAUGAGAUGUUGCUCAGCAGGGCGUCAAGAAAUGGGGGCUGGUGGCCCCUCUAGGAGCAUCUUCCUCCUGUGUCCUGAUGAAGAUCCUUAUCCUCACCUGGCGGAGGAGGCCGUCAGGCCUUGAGGAAAGAGAGCAGAUGCUGACAGAGUGGGACCUGAACAAAGGCUUCCUGGUCCCCAGUCCUGCUCCUCCUGUCCCCUCCAGGAUGGCACAGCUGGAGGCCGAUAAUAAGGAAGGUCCUCAUGGAGUGUCCCUUCCACUCGGCUCGGGUGACCUGGUGUCAUGGAGCUCGCAGCCCUUGUGGGGACCUGCCAGAGGCUGGGUACUUUGUAUGGUUUCUCCUGGUUCUGCUUUCGCAGGGGAGGAGGCUGUGUUCCCUCUGCACACAGCCAGCAGCAUGGACCCCCGUCCUGGCCACUGUGUGGCCCUCAUCAUGUCAGAGGUUUCCAGACCGAGUGGAAGCCUCACCCUCACUUGUGGACCACUGCAGUCUGGAUCCACACGUGUGUCUGCGUGCUUGCGUGUGUCAUGUGUGUUUGACAUCCGUUUCCGGUCUUGUUUGAAGAGUUGUUUCUAUAGCUGGUGUUUCUUUAAACCACUGGUCCACAUGUCAUGUGUGUGGUUCUCCUCACAUGUGGGCUCCUUGGCGCUGAGACUUUCUCUCUUCUGUGCAGGGACAGCAUGCCACACGGACAUCUGUGUGGAACCAUCAGAGCCGAGCCUGGUUACGAAAUGCGUGAAGGCCGUGCCAGCGCAUCCCAAGGGAAAGUGUCUCCAAAGGAGUCUGAGGCCCGAGGGGCAUUUCAGAGAGCUGGAAGAGCAUCGUUCUGAGCUCAGGCUGCAUUCUGGCUGUGGCGGUGUCCUUGACCCCUCGGGGCCUCAGCUUCCAUCUCCUGGACAAUGGGACCAUCCUGCCCCCCUCGGAUUGUUGCCAUGGAUGCACAUCCUGGCGCCUCGAGGAGCUCCGCGAUGCCCAGGACCAGCGACACUGGGAUUUGCUGACUCCAUCCUUCUCUGUAGGGCGGCACUGGCUGCCCUGGGUUCCCGGCACCAGUUUCCCCAGCAGCCUUUUUGUUUGUUUGGAACGGUUUCUUGGGGUCUCCUAGAGAAAGGAUUCUCAGCUGAGUUCCAGCAAAUGAGCACGGUCCCACCCCCCUGCUUGGAGGGCUCCCAGCUGCUCCCUUGGCUGCCCAGCUGAGAAGAAGUGAUGUCAGGAAUGUUUAUCUCUUGGGGAAGCUGGAGACUCCUUUCAGCCAGACAAGAAGACACCAUGAAAAGGGGUGCAGGGGGGCUUGCCAAAGCAUCCUUGCAUGGGGCUGUGGGAACAUCCAUUUCCUUCAUCCGCCUGCAAGAGGGCCUGGCGGCCUGGGCUGCUGGGGUGGGUCUGGUCUUCUCAGCCUGAUGGUGUUCAUUUAUCCCAUAGAACACGUAGUGGCUCAGGACCAAAGGGGCUGGGGAGGGGGGCUCUAGCCUAGCUCCCAGCCUUUCGGUAGCCGCAUGAGGGGUCCUGUCUGGGCUCUACAUCAAGACCUUCCCUUCCUGGCCGGUGGGGAGGUGGCACUGUUCCUUAGAUGCCCUGUGCAUGAAGAAUGCAGGGACCGCAGCUAAGUUCCUGUCUGCACAGAACAGUUAGGAGCCUCUGCUCUGGACUCACGCUACCCAAGCUUGAAACUGGGCUCCAGCCUGUGGGACAAUUGCUCAGUCUGCUGAGUCUCAGUUUUCCAAUCUGCAGAAUGGCAACAGAAAGAUUGCCCUGCCGCCCCAUGUGAUCCAUGAGCCCCGAAUGGGUCCCCCAUUGUAGGGCAUUCAGCAGAGGUAAGUGCGGACCCAUGGGCGGUGGCAGGGAGCAGGAACCCCUGGGACUUUAGUCACCUGACUAUGAAAUCAGAAAAUCAGAAAAUGCAGAAAACAUCAAGGAAGAGAACCCACAGCACUGACAGCCCUGGUGCCUGGAGACGCACGCCGUUAGCUUGUGUUCCGUGUCCCUCGGGCCUGUUUGUAGGCUUGUGUGGUUCACAGACUGGGAUCACUGCUGAAUGAGCACAGCGUACGUCUGUAUGUGCAUGCUAGUUUUUCUGAGGACUGGGCGUGAUGUCGCUUAACCCACUUCUUUUAAACUUAAAAAUGUAUCGAGAACAUUUUCUCCAAAUCAUUCCGUUUCACCAGAUUGC